AUGGAGGCCGACGUCCCCUGCCACGAGCAGUCCAGCACGGAGACGGAGAACGCAGACGCGGAGCCCCAGCACGAAGAGCACAAGGUCAGCCUGCUCACCGAGGGCCUAGAUCACCUGCUGCCGCUCAACCUGGUCAGAAGCCCAAACGCACCGACAGACUUCCCAGCUCGCGGAGAAGGACCAUUGCCGCCAGACCUACCAGGCAACUUCGUUGCGGACAGGCUCCAGCACGUGAACGCCCACACGAGAGAUGUGAACCUUCGCUUCGACGAGACAACACACACCUACUUCUGGAAGACCAGACGCGUGCGAGAGUCCGUGACGCAGGUAAUCCACGGAUACGCCGCGGGAUUCGACGCGGACAAGACGCUCCAAAACAUGAUGGAAGGCGCCCACUGGCCCAGAGCCGGCUACCUCAGCAUCACCCCGCCACCGGACGUGAGAGACAAGAUCGGCCAACUGGCCAGGGGCCCCCGCAUCCUGGCGAUGCUCGAACAGAGCGACCAGGACGACGGGGAACUGGACCGAGAACUGCAGGAGGCCCUCCAGCAGGCAGGCCCGCCACACGCAGCCGCGCUGCGCGCCCUCGCUAUGCCGAGUGACGACGUGAAACGAAAAUGGGAAGCCGCCCGCGACAAAGCAGCCAAAGAAGGGACGUGGAUGCACGCCCAGUUCGAGUGCCUGCUGAACGGAGGGACUGUCAAGGCGAUGACACCGGAGAUAAGCCUGCUCUUCAAGUUCCUAGACAGCGUGCGACACGCGACGGCCUACAGAACGGAAUGGAAGAUCUACGCCGACGACAUCGACGUAGCCGGCAGCAUCGACCUCGUCCUACAGCAGGCCGACGGCAGCCUGGCUCUCGUGGAUUGGAAGCGGAGCAGCAGAAUAGCAAGCCGAGGAGAGCACUUCAACCGCUACAUGAAACCCCCUCUGCAGCACCUGGGCGACAGCAGCCUCACCCACUACCACCUGCAGAUCAACAUGUACCGAUGGAUCCUGCAGAGGCACUACCGGAAGAUCGUGACAGAGAUGUACAUCGUUGGAACGCACCCCGACAACGGCCAGGAACCGUGGGUGCAGCAGGUCGAGCUACUAGACAAGGAGAUCGCAGACCUCGUAAAGGACAGAAGCAGGGUGCACGACAACGUGCGGGACGAACACACAGACUAG
Molecule: messenger RNA, 1170 nt
Organism: Symbiodinium sp. CCMP2592
Lineage: Eukaryota; Dinophyceae; Suessiales; Symbiodiniaceae
Source: the annotation of a GenBank genome assembly